This is a messenger RNA of Lepidothrix coronata (blue-crowned manakin), 1691 nucleotides long. RefSeq names its product HORMA domain containing 1 (gene HORMAD1). The coding region runs from base 525 to 1691 and encodes 388 amino acids. The record is from RefSeq and is a predicted model, not a curated record. The transcript is spliced from 12 exons. NCBI's taxonomy places the organism in Eukaryota, Metazoa, Chordata, Aves, Passeriformes, Pipridae.
CUUUCCCUCCUUAAACCUGGAGGAGCACAGCCCUGCCGUGCUCAGGGGGUUUGUGGGCUCCUUGCUGAGGGGCACCUCUGUUCCCUGCACUGCCCAGAGCCAGCCCCUUCCUCGGGACAUACAUUUUCCACAGCCUGGGGUGUGGAUGCCUUUCAUUUCCCAGACUCGUGCGGGAGUCAGGCUCAGGGGUGCUGAGGGUUCUCUUUCUCCCGCACUCAUUUAAAUCACAGAAUAAAACAACCCAAGCCCGGGGGUGUUUGAAAUGUGAGGAGCCUUUUCUUAAAGCCCUCUGAAAAUCUAGGGGGCUGGGCACCAGUUAGCACUGAGGAGCAUUUCCUUUGGAAGCCCGUAUUUCAUAGAAAUACAGAUAUAAAUAUUCUAAUUACUGCGUCCUGCAGCCUCGGGGGAGGCCUGUGCUGCUGUGGGAAUCAAGGAGCUGGUGCUGGGGGUUAUCAGACAAACCGUCCUGCUCUCUUUGCUGACAGUCCCAGGUUGGUUCGAGCUGGCAGAAGAGUCUCUGCGAAAUGGCAACUGCUCAGAAGCAAAGGAAUUGCACGAGCGCAGUUGUGUUCCCCAAACAAAUAGCCACGGAGCAGCAGUCCCUGAUGCUGGUGAAGAGGCUCCUGGCGGUGGCCGUGUCCUGCAUCACGUACCUGAGAGGGAUCUUCCCUGAGAGUGCCUAUGGAACGAGAUACAUGGAUGACGUCUGUGUCAAAAUCCUGAGGGAAGACAAGAACUGCCCUGGCUCCAGCCAGCUGGUGAAAUGGAUGCUGGGGUGCUACGACGCCUUGCAGAAGAAAUACCUCAGGCAGAUCGUCCUCGCUGUCUACACCCAGCCAGAAGAUCCUCAGGUAAAUCAGCUGGAAUGUUUAGUUGGGAAGGCCAGGCCAGCAUCCUGCUCAUCCAUGAGAUCUCACAUGACUCUCUGUCCCAGCAGAGAUCCCUGUGGCUCUCCCAUCCCGUGUUUGGACACGAGGAAGGCCAGCAUCCUGCUCAUCCGCAAGAUCUUCGUGCUGAUGCAGAACCUGAGCCCGCUGCCCAGCGACGUCUGCCUCACCAUGAAGCUGCUCUACUACGACGAGGUGACACCCCCCGAUUACCAACCCCCGGGCUUCAGGGAGGCCAAGUGUGAGGGGCUGGUGUUCAACGAGGAGCCCACCCACCUCAACGUGGGUGAGGUGCCCACCCCCUUCCACCUGCUCAAACUCAAGAUCACCACGGAGAAGCAGCGCAUGGAACACGUGGACAGAGGCAUCCUGGGGCAGGGAAGGAGGGAGGAGUCCCUCCAGCCGGGAGAAGAGAUCCCGGACGUGAAUGAGGAGCCUGCCCCGGAUACCAAAGUGGGGGAUGAGAACCACGAGGAUGUUUCAGAAGCUCAAGAAACAAACUCCACCUGUGGAGAGGAAGCUGGAGGGAUCCAGACUCCAAAUGUUUCUAAUCCUCAGGUGGAUCAUUUGGCCCAAAAGACGUCUGAGCUGGUUGUGUCAGAGAGCAGGACGAGGAGUGGGAAGAUCUUUCAGAGCUGCCUUGUCAGUACCACCUUGUUUUUCUUCAGUUCUUCCUAUUUUCUGUUCUUUUGCUGUUCCAAGCAGUGGAACGAAACCCCGAGCUUGAUUUAUGAAACUCCCAUCCCUAAAUUCCCACGGAAUUUGGGAGGAGGAAUUCUGUCCCCAGGGGUCCCAAGCUGGUGA